Molecule: messenger RNA, 655 nt
Organism: Rhodamnia argentea
Lineage: Eukaryota; Viridiplantae; Streptophyta; Magnoliopsida; Myrtales; Myrtaceae
Product: 60S ribosomal protein L35-like
Exons: 4
Coding region: 110-481 (123 amino acids)
Biological process (GO): translation; maturation of LSU-rRNA from tricistronic rRNA transcript (SSU-rRNA, 5.8S rRNA, LSU-rRNA)
Cellular component (GO): cytosolic large ribosomal subunit; ribosome
Molecular function (GO): mRNA binding; structural constituent of ribosome
Source: RefSeq, a predicted model, not a curated record
CAUCGUAUAUAUUGGCAAACCCUAGCGAUUGCAAGACCCUCCCACUCAAUUUCACCCACCGUCGCAGAGAGGCGGCCAUUGAAGCUCAGACGAAGCAAAAGCAAUAGCAAUGGCGAGGAUUAAGGUUCACGAGCUGCGACAGAAGCCGAAGGCGGAUCUGCUGAGCCAUCAGAAGGACCUCAAGGCCGAGCUCGCUCUCCUUCGCGUCGCCAAGGUCACCGGAGGUGCGCCGAACAAGCUCUCCAAGAUAAAGGUGGCAAGGUUGUCGAUUGCGCAGGUAUUGACUGUGAUCUCACAGAAGCAGAAGGCUGCAUUGAGGGAGGCCUACAAGAAGAAGAAGUACUUGCCGCUUGAUCUGCGUCCAAAAAAGACUAGAGCCAUCCGAAGAAGGCUUACCAAGCACCAGGCGUCUUUGAAGACAGAACGGGAGAAGAAGAGAGAAAUGUACUUCCCCGUGAGGAAAUAUGCUAUCAAGGCCUAGGCGGCACUCACCAUGCAAUUUUUCCAUUCUAUAUCCUCCAAUAGAGUAAUUUUCAGCUUCUGUCUCACUCUUAGUUUCUUCUUAUUUGACCGAUAUCCAGCUAGCAGAGUGAUUUUGUUUGCCUUUGGACUCGUUACUGCCUCACCUAAAACUAGAAUACUAGGUAGUGUUAUU